CUUUCUGUUUGCGAUAUCUAUUGAUUCAUUCUUGUUUUCUGCUCAUCUCCCGAUAACUCUUGACCAUCAUGGCCCCCUACAAUGUUGUCGUCUUCGGUGGUGAUCACUGCGGUCCUGAGGUGACCGCGGAGGCUGUUAAGGUUCUCCGCGUGGUUGAGAAGGCCCGUGAGGGUGUGUCGUUCAACCUCCAGGAUCAUCUGCUCGGUGGUGCUUCGAUCGAUGCCACUGGAUCGCCAUUGACGGACGAAGCCCUCACCGCCGCUAAGAACGCCGACGCCGUUCUCUUGGGUGCCAUUGGUGGACCGAAAUGGGGCACGGGCGCUGUCCGCCCAGAGCAGGGCAUCCUGAAGCUCCGCAAAGAGAUGGGCACCUUCGGCAACCUGCGACCAUGCAACUUCGCCGCUCCCUCCCUGGUCGAUAGCUCUCCGUUGCGGGCCGACGUCUGCCGGGGCGUCGAUUUCAACAUCAUCCGCGAGCUGACGGGCGGUAUCUACUUCGGCGAGCGCAAGGAGGACGACGGCAGCGGAUUCGCUAUGGACACGGAGCCUUACUCGCGGGUCGAGAUCGAGCGCAUCAUCCGUCUGGCCGCGCACCUGGCCCUGCAGCACAACCCGCCCCUGCCCGUCUGGAGUCUCGACAAGGCCAACGUGCUGGCUACCAGCCGUCUGUGGCGCAAGGUCGUCACCGAGGUCAUGGAGAAGGAGUUCCCUCAGCUGCAGAUCGGACACCAGCUCAUCGACUCCGCUGCUAUGAUCAUGGUCAAGGACCCGCGCAAGCUGAACGGCAUCGUUGUCACGAGCAACCUGUUCGGUGAUAUCAUCAGUGACGAAGCGAGUGUUAUCCCCGGCUCGCUGGGUCUGCUGCCCUCUGCUAGUCUGAGCGGCAUCCCUGACGGUAAGAGCAGGGUGAAUGGUAUUUAUGAGCCUAUCCACGGCUCCGCCCCCGACAUCGCCGGCCGUGGCAUCGUCAACCCCGUCGCAGCCAUCCUCUCCAUCGCCAUGAUGAUGCAGUACUCCUUCGGCCUGUUCGACGAAGCCCGCGCCAUCGAGAAGGCCGUCAGCAACGUGAUCGAAUCCGGUGUCAAGACCGGCGAUAUCGGCGGCAAGGCAACCACCGCGCAGGUCGGUGAUGCUGUUGCUGCUGAGUUGGAGAAGUUGUUGAAGUAAUUCUUUUUGAACUUCCUCUUCUUUUCCUUUUCGGGUUCUUGAUGAAAUUUAUUAAAUGAAUAAUAAUAAAACAAUGCAUGGAUGAAUAGAUUUUGAGGUUUUGUUUUCUUUUAUUCGCUUAGUAUGCGAUGAUGUGAGAUGUACGACCGUACAUAGACCAGAUAAAUAUGUAGCUGGGAUGGAACUAGAAGGUGUGAGUAUAGCAAGG
Messenger RNA from Aspergillus candidus, 1374 nucleotides. RefSeq names its product 3-isopropylmalate dehydrogenase LEU2 (gene leu2A). Gene Ontology annotation, biological process: L-leucine biosynthetic process. The transcript is spliced from 6 exons. The coding region runs from base 69 to 1166 and encodes 365 amino acids. The record is from RefSeq and is a predicted model, not a curated record. Gene Ontology annotation, molecular function: 3-isopropylmalate dehydrogenase activity; magnesium ion binding; NAD binding. Gene Ontology annotation, cellular component: cytosol. NCBI's taxonomy places the organism in Eukaryota, Fungi, Ascomycota, Eurotiomycetes, Eurotiales, Aspergillaceae.